CGGUAGAUGCAGCUAGCUAGCAACACAAAACAGCUUUGAACGCUUUAUGUAGUAGCUAGAUAGUUUACUGAACACAUUCCAGCGUAUCAAUUAAGUAUUGUAAGAUAUAGAAUGCUUGUGUGUGGUUGUGGUAUGUUCCACCCUCCCUUUAUUCAAAGUCAGCUACAGCUAACGUUAGCUAGCCAACGAGGCUACUAGUUGACAUUAGCUAGAUAUCCAACGUCGAUUUCCAUAACUGGUUUACUCCUUGGUGAAUUACUCAACCCUGCAUGUUGUUAUGAUGUCUUCCCGUCAAAUACCAUGACAAACAAAAGCUAGCUAGGAGACCUGAGAUACGCACGAACUAGCUACUAAUGUUAGGGGGCGUAGUCGCUGUGUUAGCUCUUGUCCAUCGCACGACGAAGAGAUGCCCCUGCUUUGUCGUUUUCCAUAUCCUUUCAUCGUAACUCAUCAAAAUAAACAGAUUGUCGCUACACCAUUUUAGUCUGGUAUUGGUCACACCAUGGCAAAAGUUGAAGCUGUCAUCAAUCCCCACACAUUUGUUGAGUUAUCUGAGCUGAGCAGUAUCCCAACCAGCUCCCGCAACCUGUGAGUCUGCAACUCCAGGUGGAAGGACUGCCAUCACCCUUGAACCUCACUGAUACGGAAAGUGGUGGUGUUGCAGCUCUACCAGGCUAAGGCUCUUGGCUCCUUGACUGUGUGAAAGUUGUUUUUUUCAUGUGGUAUCAGACCCAGGCCCUUGAGAGCAAUGUGUGAGCAAGAGGACCACAGAGACGGUGGCCGUAACAAGCUGUCCAACAGUGACGCCAUCAAGCUGACAGAUGACCUCUCUCUGAGUGACUCUGACCCUGAAGAGCGUAAUGAGUCCAUAGACCCAAAGGUGGAAGACUUGUCCUCAUCUGAUGAUGAAGAGCACCAGAACUCUUGCCCUGGUCCCGGUCCCAAGAAACCUGCAUUCAGUCUGACAGGUGGCAGCUCAAGCUUCUCCAACCGCAGCCGAAGCAUCUUUGAUUGCCUGGAGAGUGCCGCUAAGCUGUCCUCGUCCCAUCUGGGCCAGGACAAUGUCAUUGACGGGGUCUUUGCACGUCCCCCUCCACCCCCACUGCUGCCGAGUGGAAAGAAGUUUGGGGAGAAGGUGGGGGAAUUGGUCAGCAAGCCUCCUCAGAAGAGAGGCGUGCCAGAUUACCUGGUGAAUCCUGAGCGCUGGACGCGUUAUGACCUGGAGGAUGUGCCAGAGACCAGUGACAGCAAGAAAAGCAUGGAGGCUCAGCAGUACAUACAAAGCCUGCAGCAGAAGGAGAAGGAGAACACGAUGGAAGAUGAUCCUGAAGAGCCUUUUACACCUACUUUCAACCAGGGCCAGAGCAAUAGCUCAGAGCAUAAGAUCGUGUUCUCCAGGCCUAGCCGGCCACAGAAAGAUGAAUCUGCAGAAGUUAACAAGCCUGAUCGAACUAAGAAGGCAGGGAUGGGUCUCUGUCACUUAGAUGAUGAAGAAGAGGAGGGUAUAGGCCUAGCAAUCGCCCCCCAACGCCCAAAGGAUAGUGAGCGGAAGAGGAAGUGGACCCCGGUGGGUGACGCAGAGGGUGUGCUGAAUGAUCGGAAGGAUCAGCCGCCUAUUGGCUUCGUCAUUAGUAGGAACGUCAAAAGGAAGAACUUUCGGAAGACUUCAGAGAAGGAGGAGGACUGAGAGUACACAUGCAUGACCUCAAUCAAUUGAAAUAAUUGAGGACCCUAAAUAUGAACAGUAUUUUAGUGCUUCCCUGUAGAACCUCAACCAGUGGAGUUUUUUUCCUAAUCAAGGGAAUGGUUUCAUCUUCUUGACUUUAUCAGAAUCAAUGUAAAAUGUGUAUUUUGAACAUUAACUUCAGACAAUGAAAGCACUUGUCAGUAAUGCUAAUGUAUAUGGCUGUUUUGAAGUCCAAAGAAUAUUGAAUUCAGCUGUCAAGUAUACUGGUGGAAGUGUAAUGUAAACAAUUGUAUUUGUAGUAGAUCCUUGUAAGUGCCAUUAUUUUUCCUAUUGCUAUAACUAUUAUUGAUUUAUUGGCGCAGUAAAGUCUUCCCACAACUAAA
Messenger RNA from Salvelinus fontinalis (brook trout), 2070 nucleotides. RefSeq names its product protein TSSC4-like. The record is from RefSeq and is a predicted model, not a curated record. Lineage: Eukaryota; Metazoa; Chordata; Actinopteri; Salmoniformes; Salmonidae. The coding region runs from base 749 to 1687 and encodes 312 amino acids. The transcript has 4 exons.